Molecule: messenger RNA, 1125 nt
Organism: Strongylus vulgaris
Lineage: Eukaryota; Metazoa; Nematoda; Chromadorea; Rhabditida; Strongylidae
Source: the annotation of a GenBank genome assembly
AUGGAUAGCUCCAAACUUGGAAGGAUGCCGAAAUUCCGGUCCAGCACUGCCACAGCUAUCCCCAUGGCCAUCGUCGCAGCUCCUGAGGAAGAUGGAACACAAGUUGAAUGCAAAUUAUGGAAGCAGAUGCACAAGUCGUCGCAGUCGAUGGGUGCAGCAGGGUUUAAGGAAGCGUUCAAACUGUUCUGUGACAGAACUUUGAAGGUUUCCGUAUAUGAAUUUGGCGGAAAAACAAGAGUAAAUCUGGAAACUUUACAGGUAGGAGUGCAAGAAUUGACAGAAGAGUUUUUGAAGUUGAAAAUGAAAACGCAAGCCAUCGAGGUGUAUUGUAUCGACGCAACACGAGUUAUAUUAACAUGGCCCGCUGGCUUUUGCGACUAUAUUCAUGCAAACUGGGUCGAUGGAGUAGAAAGAAAAAAGAAAUUCAUUUGCACACAAGGGCCCAUCGACAAAACGGUUGACGAUUUUUGGAGAAUGAUAUGGCAGGAGAAGUGUAAAAGUAUAAUAAUGUUAUGCAAUGUGAUGGAACGAGGCAAACAAAAGUGCGAGCAAUACUGGCCACUUACACCCAAUGAGCCGAUGAGACUUCGAAGUGGACUGACAUUAAGGUUUGUCUCAAUGGAUGCAGUAGAAAAAAGCGUAAAGCUAACAAAAAUUCUAUUAACAACUUCGAGCGGAGCACAACACAUGGUCGAGCACUUUCACUGGACUGAUUGGCCUGAUCGAGGAGUGCCCAACACAACUACGCUCGCGAUUUUUCGAAUGCUUUGUAGGGUAAAUCGCUUGAUACCAUGUGUUGUGCACUGUUCUGCUGGAAUUGGACGGACAGGGACGGUAGUUGGCAUUGACAUGCUUUAUCGCAAGCUAGAAAGAGGCGAUAAAGACGUGAGUGGACCUCCCAUCUAUGAAAGAACGAUAUUUAAGCUGUUUCAGGCAUCACUUCUUCAAGUAGUUGAAGAUUUGCGAGAAAUGAGACAUGGAGCUGUACAAAUGGAUGCGCAAUUUCUCUAUAUGCAUCGCAUUCUACUCGUAGUAGCAGAAAAUCUUAAUAUUAUCACUCCAGAAGAAACACAGAAAUUCAACCAAGACUACGAUAAUUUCCUUAAAAAAUGCGGUUUCCUCUAA